Messenger RNA from Psilocybe cubensis, 1350 nucleotides. RefSeq lists its product as uncharacterized. The record is from RefSeq and is a predicted model, not a curated record. The coding region runs from base 1 to 1350 and encodes 449 amino acids. NCBI's taxonomy places the organism in Eukaryota, Fungi, Basidiomycota, Agaricomycetes, Agaricales, Agrocybaceae. The transcript has 3 exons.
AUGGCCCCUACACUGAACAUACCAGACUCUUUGCUUCGCCUUGCGCCUGAGAUCAUACUGGCUAUAGGUAACGAGCUCGGCUUGCCUGACAUCAAGCGUUUUCGCCUGUCGUGCAAGGCUGUGGCGGCAAUCUUGCACCAUGAGGUGUUCCGGACGGUCCAUCUCGAGGUCUGCAAGGAGAACAUGGUGAAGGGCGUUCGCAAGAUCGAGGCACUGGCAGCGGGAAAACAUCCUGCGUGUGCUGCUGCGCGAGUGCUCUCGAUUGGCAUGCUCGCUCCAGCGGCUUCGCGUGCCGUUUUGGCGUCGACGAUUUGGUCGCCGUCACCGUACCCUGAGGAGACCUCUGAAGCGGCUGAUGCGAGGAAGAGGUUGGCAGCUCAUUUAUUCGAUGCUAUUACUUCUUUGAGGGGGGUUAACAGUGUUAUAUGGGAAGAGCACGAGCACGACUGUUACCCAGCUUCUCGGAUUGCCAUGAACGCCAUCAAGGAGCUGCCCAGUCUGCGCAGUGUUCGGUUUCGGUUCGAAUCUUGGCCGCAAAUACCACUGGAGCUGGACUGUCUGAACGACCUCACAGAGAUAAGCAUAAAGACGGGAGUAGCUUUUCCUCCCUAUGCAGAACUAAUUUUUGACAACGUUGCUAAAGCCAUCGCUCAGAAUCCGAACCUCCGCUCGAUUGAUAUUUGCAAUACUGGCAUUGACCAUCUCCACGCAUAUAAUAGUCUUCAUAAUCUGUUCAGGCUUUAUCCUAGGACUGCACCCCCUCUUGGUCUGGUUAACCUGAAGUUAAAGUCUGUCAAUCUGUGCUUGGACGACGCAGUUGUCAUGCGACACUUGAUUAGCCUUAAAUCUAUCAGUUUGGAGGACAUACAUCCUCAUCCGAGUCAUACAUCACUGUUCUAUACCUCUCUUCCUAGCGAUGUGUGGCGAGUGCUAGAUUCUAAUGGAAUCCAUCUGGAAGAAAUCACCUUGGACGAGGCACCUCCUUCGUUCAUAGACUACCUCUCAUCUUACUCGGGACUGAAAAGGCUUCGUUUCAUCGACAAUCCGUGUAAACCUGCUGAUGGCACGGCUGAUUUGUUCUUUGAGAAAGCACUCCUAGGCCACGCUCAGUCGCUGGAAUGUCUCGAGAUUGUACCUCCUUACCCCGAAGGCCGUUGGUGUUUCAGCGGCUCUAAUUCUGGCAGGUUUUCGAUCUUUUCGAAGCUCAAACAUCUAGCUGUCAAUUUCCAGUUGUCUGAUCUGCAGGACUUUGAUCAUGUGGGAGAAAAAAGGUCGUCGUCUCCUCUUGACCCCUUUGUGAGUAAAAUAAACACUUUAAAUCAUUUUACGCGAUCUGAUAGCACACCAUAG